GUCAACCAGCAGGGGUCGCUGGCUUCCAAGUGACGGCCGGCAGCUGUUUACUUUUCUGAGAACAUGUGAAUUAGUUUUUCAUUAAGUUCAAUACUUUUAACACACAAAAUAAAACCAAAAGUCAGCCAUGAACAACGAGGAUGGACGUUGUGCGUGGUCCAGGCAGUCCACCCUGCCUCCUCUCUCCAGCAGGACCCUGCACCACCCCAGUUUCAUGUCUCUGUACAUGUCUUCAGGGUUUGGACGCAAUUACACCGACCUCAACAACCAAACAGUGCAUCCCAUCACCCCGGAAGAGUUUUACUACACUGACCCAACCAUCAGCUGUGGAGCGAGGAUCCCCAACAUAGUGACUGAGCUGGAGGAUUUCAAUUGCUUCCAGCUCAACACUCCACCACCAAUCAUGUCCGCCUGUCUGGCUCCACCAACCCGUCGAGACCCGUUUAGAGCAGAACCUUACUCAACCAGGGAUCUGGGCAACCCGACAUUGAAGUCCAGUACUCUCAGACCCCCGGUGCAGUCGAACCGGGUCAUCCUGGAGCUAACCCAGGAGGAGGACCAGGCCAUUACUAACCUCCUGAAACUGCGGCAUCAAAAACCUGUACAGCGUGAUGAGACCCUCACUGGUCCACAAAUGGACCUUUUCAGUGAAAACUUGGACCCGGUCGUGUUCAUUGAUCCUGCAUGUAUGGACUUCACUUCCGCUGAGGAAGAACACGAGCCUCUCUGUGGGGAUGUGCAGGAUCCAAGGGAGGCUAGUUGGCAGCAGGGAAUGCAUUGGUCCGAUGCAGAGCUCGAGGUAGCGAACACACUCUUGAGUCACUUCAGCCUGAUGGAAGAGGACAAAAUCUGGGGCCAAAACCACAACAAAUCAGCAGCAGCACUUCCUGAUCCUCCGUUGCACCAGCAGCACGACGAUUCACCAACCAGCACUGACACCCAGCAGAGUUUUCCUGCAUUAGCAACUGAAUGUUCCCAAGACGACAGCAGCUACAUCAGCUGUGGUUGUGACACGGAGUCUGAAGAGGCAGACUGGAGGGAUUUUGUGUUCGUGGAGAAAAUGAAUGCAGAUGAUGUUCAUCUGCCAGUUUGUGAGUCUCCACCAUCUUCAGCCUCGAAGAGCAGUUUGAGCAUCUCUGGAGAUUUUUCUGAGCUGAAUGAGUGGAUGCUCUCUGAUUCUGAGGGCGAUGCUGUGAAAGUUCUCCUAAGUCUCGGAGACACAGGAGCAUCUGAUGUCAUGCAGUGACUGUUUUGAACCUGAGGGUCUUAAAGGAAUACUUCACCCUAAAAACGACCACUUGUUGCUGUGUUUAAGGUCAGCAAAACUAUAUCAAAUCAUCCAGCCUCUACUAGUCUGGAGGAGUAGUGUGCCUGCACAAGCCUGCAGAAGUGUUAAAUUAUAUAUAUAUAUAUA
Messenger RNA from Centropristis striata (black sea bass), 1414 nucleotides. RefSeq lists its product as uncharacterized. The transcript has 3 exons. The record is from RefSeq and is a predicted model, not a curated record. NCBI's taxonomy places the organism in Eukaryota, Metazoa, Chordata, Actinopteri, Perciformes, Serranidae. The coding region runs from base 128 to 1246 and encodes 372 amino acids. Gene Ontology annotation, cellular component: nucleus; cytoplasm. Gene Ontology annotation, biological process: regulation of DNA-templated transcription.